Xenopus tropicalis (tropical clawed frog) is the source of this 2209-nucleotide messenger RNA. It is a transcript of the gene chmp2b, whose product is annotated as charged multivesicular body protein 2B. Gene Ontology annotation, cellular component: cytosol; late endosome membrane. Gene Ontology annotation, biological process: vacuolar transport. The record is from RefSeq and is marked provisional. NCBI's taxonomy places the organism in Eukaryota, Metazoa, Chordata, Amphibia, Anura, Pipidae.
CUGCGAAUGAGGAAAUAGCUCCGGACAGAUACACACAGGAGACAUGGCGUCCCUUUUCAAGAAGAAGACCGUGGACGAUAUAAUCAGGGAGCAGAAUAAGGAGUUAAGAGGUACUCAGAGGGCUAUAACCAGAGACCGGGCGGCCUUGGAGAAACAGGAAAAACAGCUGGAAAUGGAAAUAAAGAAGAUGGCAAAGGCGGGUAACAAAGAUGCCUGCAGAGUACUCGCCAAGCAGCUUGUACAGCUGCGUAAGCAAAAAACCCGCACAUAUGCCGUCAGUUCCAAAGUCACAUCGAUGUCAACCCAGACCAAAGUUAUGAGCUCCCAGAUGAAGAUGGCUGGCGCAAUGUCAACAACAGCAAAGACAAUGCAAGCAGUAAACAAAAAAAUGGACCCCCAGAAAACCCUCCAAACCAUGCAAAACUUCCAGAAAGAAAACAUGAAAAUGGAAAUGACAGAAGAAAUGAUAAACGAUACCCUGGAUGAUAUUUUCGAUGCAUCAGAUGAUGAAGAGGAAAGCCAAGACAUUGUGAACCAGGUGCUGGAUGAAAUCGGAAUUGAAAUCUCAGGAAAGAUGGCAAAAGCACCAUCCGCAGCCAAAGGUCUACCAUCUACGUCUGCCUCCAAAUCCUCAGGCAUCUCGGAUGAAGAGAUUGAGAGACAGCUGAAGGCACUGGGCGUGGAUUAACUCUUCCUAUUAUCAGGCCUUUCCCUUUGCUUCCGAUUGCUCCAAGGGAACCCGGGCAGCGCUACCUACAGAACUGGACAGUAUCUGCUUUCUAGAAGAGCAAUAUAUUUUUUAAAGAGAAGGAUUGAUGGAAGCACUGCAGUUUCUGUUCACUAAUGGACUUUUCCAGGGACAUGUAUAAUAAUAACUGUAAAUAGAGCAGUCAUUAACUGUAUAAAUACAUAAAAAACAAAAUCCCUGUAUUUUGUUUUUAAACGGUCAGUCUCCAUUUGACAUUUUUUGUCAUAAAUUUAUUAGGCAUGUACUUUUCAAUUUCAACCAAUAAACGAUGCAGCCUGUAAUACACCCAGUUAAUCAAAAGCAGAGUGUGUGUGCACAGAACAUUCUCUCUGUAUAGAGUGUGCGGGCACUGCUGUGGCACAGGUGCCAUACUGACAUUGGGAUAUCUGCUACAUUCUGCCAGUGUGAGGAAAUGGGAAUGUUUAGUGCACACAGUAUGGGCAAGCAUCCCUACAUGGGUGUUUCUCAGCUUCUCUAUACGGGCAAGCAUUCAUGCAGGGGUGUUUCUCAGCUUCUAUAUACGGGCAAGCAUCCCUACAUGGGUGUUUCUCAGCUUCUCUAUACGGGCAAGCAUUCAUGCAGGGGUGUUUCUCAGCUUCUCUAUACAUAUUCAAGGUACGGUGUGUUCAUAAACCUAUACACCUUGACUGUGCAUGAACAGAAGCCCCAUUUAAUAAGGGGAAACCCGGGUACUAAUGCCAAAAAUGGGCACACGUGUACUUACCCUUAGCUUUGCACUCAUAUUUUGCGGUUGUUUUGAGGUUUAAUCUUAUUAAUAAAUAGUGCUAGGUUUCCCUUUAAGCAGGGGUAUAUGCAUGGUAGCUUGGAUCAUUUUACUCACGUGUUCAUGCUGUGAGGAAGGUUUUGAAACUUCUGAAAAUGCAUAAUAUCGCCCAACAAUGCCCAACACUAUGUACAGGAACCUUUUGUCUAUCAUUUUGGAUUACCCACUGUUGUUUGUAUUGUUUCUCUGCUAUAAAGCCAUGUAAUAAUCAAGUCAACUGGGGAUCCUGGGCAACAGUGGGCAAUUGACAGGUAGCCUUAUGCUUCAUUCACCAACCUGUUGUAGUGCAGUGAUGACAUGUUAAUAUGACCCAAGCUGUGAAAUGCAGACUGGAAUGCACAGAAGCCUUAUUGGGGUAUAUACAACCAUGCUCUGGCCUCUCCCAGGAACCAACAGAUGGUGCUUGUAGUUACCCUUACGGAGCAGCUGGCCAAUCACAGCCCUGCUCCAUGGUGCAAUUUCAACUACUAUGUAUCUGACUAAUUCAAUCUGGUUUUACUAGUGAUGUCCGGUCUUUUGUUUGUUGAUGGUUUUUGUCAUUUUAUUUUAUUUUUUAUUCAUUUUCUGACCAUGUUGAUGUUUCAAACUUGGGAGGUGGAGGGUUUUAUAGCUCCAUUUGCUUUGUGCUGUGAACCUCUAAUUGUGUGCCUUUGUACAUUAAAGCCUUACCAUAACCA